Messenger RNA from Pelodiscus sinensis (Chinese soft-shelled turtle), 4115 nucleotides. Lineage: Eukaryota; Metazoa; Chordata; Testudines; Trionychidae. The record is from RefSeq and is a predicted model, not a curated record.
AUGAGUUACAAGGUUAUCUCUGGAUUGAAGCUAACGAGAUUGUUUGCAUCAAACCAAAUACUGCCUAGCGAAUGUCUGAGCUGUCUAAUAGAGCUCAUCGAGGACCCAAAUAUAAGUCCAUGUCUAACAUUGUCUGUGAUUACUUUGUUGUCACAACUAGUUUUGGACAGUGAGACCAGAGAAGCUCUUCAGAAUACUUAUAAUUUGACAAGCGUGCUGGCAGGAGUGGUUCGCCGAAGCUCUACCAACCCUAAUGAUCCAGUAUUGUUACAGAGUAUUCAACUUCUUCAGAAAUUAACCUACAAUGUCAGAGUUUUUCAUGCCAACGCCAAUGUUGAUGAAUUGAUUUUAUUUAUAAUGCACCAUAUCCAGUCAACAGAAGACGAAUUAACAAUACCAUGUUUGGGACUCAUGGCAAAUCUUUGUCGACACAAUCUCUCUGUUCAAGCUCAUAUAAAAUCUUUGAAUAACGUGAAAGGUUUCUAUCGUACCUUGAUCAGUUUCUUGGCCCAUAGCAGUUUAACUAUGGUUGUGUUUGCACUUUCGAUAUUAUCAAGCCUUACUUUAAAUGAAGAAGUUGGAGAAAAGCUUUUCCAUGCCCGAAACAUUCAUCAGACAUUUCAGUUAAUAUUCAACAUUCUUGUAAAUGGCGAUGGCACACUUACAAGGAAAUACUCUGUUGAUCUACUCAUGGAUCUAUUGAAGAACCCCAAAAUUGCAGAUUAUCUUACUAGAUAUGAACACUUCACCUCUUGCCUCUAUCAAGUAUUAGGCCUUCUUCAUGGAAGGGAUCCUGAUUCAUCAUCAAAGGUCUUGGAAUUAUUACUUGCUUUUUGUUCAGUGACUAAACUACGCCACAUUGUGCGUCAGACAAUACUGGAGCCAUCUGGUGUGCCAGUCUCAGGAAGUACCAGAUUCACAUCCCGCUCGAAAUCUUCAGAGCCAUCUAUUGCUUUAGUGCACUGGUUAAACCAACCAUUGGAAGGAUCUGAAAAUUGUUGUAUUCUAGCUUUAGAAUUAUUCAAGGAUAUAUUUGAGGAUGUUAUUGAUACUGGCAACAGUACUUCAGCUGAACGCUUUGUGGAUCUUUUGCUACCUGUCCUUCUUGAUAACCUUGAGUUGCCAGAGCAGAAUCUAGAAGAGCUGUUAGUGAAGAAGAAAUGUGAAAGAAUGGUGAAAGUUAUUGAUGUCAUGCUAAUGCUUUGUGGAGAGGACACAAUGAAAAUGCAUGCCUCUAAGGUACUGACUGCAAGUAGAUGCGCAUCUCUAAUAGAAUAUCAGUUUACGUAUAGUGGGAUUGAUGUUGCCUAUGGGACAAAGGUAGUGGACUCAGAACUGUGCAAACUUGCUGCUGAUGUUAUUUUGAAAAUACUUGAUCUUAUGAGCAGACUUAAACAGUUGAUGCCAACUAUGGAAGUCAGCUUCUACAAAAUUCUUCAGGAUCAACGUUUGAUUACACCUUUGGCUUUUGCUUUAACAUCAGACAACCGAGAACAAGUACAGGCUGGACUUAGAAUACUGUUUGAGGCAGCACCAUUACCAGACUUCCCUGCUAUAGUGCUUGGUGAAAGUAUUGCAGCAAAUAAUGCUUACCGACAACAAGCGACAGAGCAUGCGUCAAAAAAAAUCCAUAUGCAGUCAUCUGUUACUAAUACUAUGCCCAUGAAAUGCUCUACUUCCUACCCUUCGGGUGAUGAUGCAACAACUUCAAACAUUCAAGAACUAAUACAGAAACUUCAAUCUGGACUGGAGAUGAAAGAACCAAACACUGAUGUGAGGAUGUCUGACCUAAUGGACGUCUAUGAACAGAAACUAGCAGCAUUAGCUUCCAAAGAAACCAGGUUACAAGAUCUAUUGGAGGCAAAGGCACUAGCGCUUGCUCAAGCUGAUAGGCUAAUUGCCCAGUACCGUUGUCAGAGAGCCCAAGCUGAAUCUGAGGCAAGGACACUUGCUGCAAUGUUGAAGGAUACAGAGCGAAAAAAUGAAGAACUUGAUGUUUUGCUGAAAGCUCAGCAGGUAGAAUCUGAACGGGCACAGAAUGACAUAGAGCAACUCUUUCAACAUAAUAGGAAAUUACAAACAGUGGCUGAAGAAUAUGAGGUGCUGAAAAGAUCCUCCGUUGAUCUUCUGCAGAAGCAUGAAACCACUGAAAGACAAUAUAAAGAUCUGCAGGUUACAUGUAAUUCACUAAAUAAACAAACUGAGGCCAUGAAAAAGCUGAAUGAAUCACUUAAACAGCAGAAUGACAAAACUGUUGCACAAUUGAUAGAAACAGAAGAUCAUAGAAAAGAAUUAGUGAAACAGCUACAGGAUAGAGAGAGUAAAAUAUCAAGUUUACAACAAAAGAUAAAGCUUCUAGAAGAAAAACUGAAAGUCCGGCAUAAAGAAAAAGCAGAUAUGGAAGAAAGUAUUGACAUUCUAAGAAAGGAAUUAAGUAAAACAGAACAGGCAAGAAAAGAAUUGAGUAUUAAGGCAUCUUCCCUGGAAGUUCAAAAGUCCCAACUGGAAGGACGUUUGGAAGAAAAGGAAGCCAUAGUAAAACUGCAGCAAGAAGAACUGAGCAAACAUUCUCAUAUGAUAGCAAUGAUUCACAGUUUAAGCGGUGGGAAACUAAGCACAGAAACUGUGAACCUCAGUUUAUAGGGCUCUUUAAUUAUACAGUUUGAUUUAAUGAUAUCUUAUACAUUUGAGUAAGGCUAAAAUUUAUACACUAUCUUGCUCAAAUAUCUCAGACUGAAAUUGACACAAGCCUACACCAUUGUUUAAAGAAAAACAUGAUUGCUUUUUAUUAAAAACAUGCUUUGGCUUGAAAAAUCUGAGCCAUAUUACAGUAGGUAGGCCUGCAGCUGUUUUAGUUGAGGUUAAAUGGCCACAUUUCCAGUGACUGCAGUAGGAGCAAGAUAAAGCUCUGGUCUUGUGACUAACUAUCCCUUGAUACUGGAAUAAAAAGGGGAGAGAGAGUCCUCUAUUUUUGGUACUCACCCUCUUACUGCCACUGGGAUAUACUGAGACUUUCAUUUUGGAAGGUUUCAAUGCUACUUCUGCAUAAUUCCAUGCUCCUUGUUUUGAGAUGGAAUCUACAUACAGAUGUUGCGUAUAGAAAUAUUAAUAUAGCACAGAUUCUAAAUGUCUAAGGUGCAAAUCUAGAAAUAUGAAGUCAGUAAUGUAGAUUAAAGGGGUAGUACUUGUUGCAAGACACCUGUGUUACAGCGAGAGCUGUAUUUGACACAGCUUUAGUUGAAAAUACCUUAAAUAUUAACAUUCAACUAAUUAAAAAUACCUCCACAUAUUUGUGAAAGGAUGUGAAUUUGAAAAGGCUGAGGGGAGGCAGGGAGAGAGUAUAUAUGUCAAGUUGCCAGAAAGUAGUGUCAAUUAGAAAUUGUAGAUGUGUGGAAUACUAUACAUCUCUUUAUGCAUUUUCAAGUAUCUGUUAAAUGCCAUCAGUACAUUGCUCCUAAAUUUCAUAGCACUUUCUCAUGAUUCUUAAAGGUCUGCAAUUAAUUUGUCAGUUUUACCUGAUGUACACUAGCUUUUUCAGCAUUGUCAGUUGUGCAUUGUAUAAAAGAUUUUAUACUCCUUUUUUUAAGCUUAAAAUGUAACUUACCAUUUUCGUAAGAAGAAAAUGUUAUAUAUUUUACACAAAAGAUUUGUGCUUUUUUUCUGGGUCAUGGGAGCAUACUUUUCCUUCUAAUUUACUAAAAUUAGAUGUGACAUGAACAACAUGUCUACCAUCUCAAAUGUCAAAGAAUGGCUGUGUACAUUUCAGAAAAACAGUACGGCAGCAUUUUGAAUGAUAUAAUGUGUACCAAAAUUGUAUCAUUACUGCCAUUAUUUUACUAUUUAUUUUGUGCUGACCAGGUUUUAAUGUUGUUCCAUAAGAAUAGAUGCCUUAUUUUUUUUCAAUUGUAUUAUGGGUCCAUCUUCUUACAUUUGCAUAACUACAGAGAGUCUAAGCACAAUCUUUUAUAUAUUAGAUAAAUUUAUAAACUACAGCUGAAUAGUGGCUAUUUUAACUUGCGUAUCAACUGUGUAUUUAUAAUGACUAGUAUCUUUUUGACAGUUUAUAGAUAUUGUUGGUCUCCAUGAUGGGAAGGGGAAUAAAAAAUUUGCUCAAU